Messenger RNA from Heterobilharzia americana, 2883 nucleotides. NCBI's taxonomy places the organism in Eukaryota, Metazoa, Platyhelminthes, Trematoda, Strigeidida, Schistosomatidae. The record is from the annotation of a GenBank genome assembly.
AUGUCCAUCACCAAAAUGAAAUUGAUACACAUUCUAUCAUCCUGCUUUUUGGUGUUUUCUAUAUGCUUACAAGCUGUAAACUCACAGCCAUGGAAUCCUCAACUUGAGAAACUGCUUAAAAUGCACAACGACUACAGACAUAUGUUAAUGGAGUGUAAGGUGGAAGGACAACCCCCAGCUAAGUAUCUUCCAGAUCUUAAAUGGGAUAAUGAUCUUGCAUCUUAUGCGCAGAGUUUAGCCGAUGAAUGCUAUUUCCACCAUAAUGAUGUCCACUUAUCGAAAUACAAGUAUGUCGGUCAAAAUAUUGCAGGAUAUCAAACAGUUGAGAAGGCUAUGUAUGAAUGGUUUAUUGAAUAUAAGGAUUAUACUUUUGCAACAGGCUACUGUAGUCGUAUCUGUGGACAUUAUACUCAAGUAAGUCUUGUUAAAUGGAACAUUAGGUAUUUUUUGGUCUCAGUAAAAUAUGUGAGUAAAUAUUAUGCAGUACUAUAUCAUUGUAAUGUGCAAUGUAUAAACUUUAUGAAAGACCUUUAAAAUUCUUGAGCAUCCUUAAUUAACUAAGAGGGUACAUUUGAUGAUCUUUUAGUAUUAUUGAAAUAUUUUGUAGAAAUUAUUUAGUUUUCUUUACUGUCAUCAAGAUAACUUGCUUGAGUAAAGGAAUGGUAAGCUAAUGCUUACUUAAAUCUUGGGCUACCGUAAAGUUUCCACGCAAAAAUUUAUUUAAAUUCUUCUCUUUAAAUUAUUUUUAAACCUUCAAGUUCAUCAUGUACUCUUGUACACUUUUUAAAUGAUUUCAAACUGGUGUUUUUUUCAAUCUAACAACAAAACAAAGGGAAAAGUUUACACUGGUGAGAUAUAGGCUUAAAAAUGCAUUGAAAUACUUUACAUUACUGUUCUUUGGAUGACUAUGUAGAGUUGCAGAUCUUGGUGCUAACUAAAUAAACUACGACCAGCAAAAUCAAGCUGGAUUUUCUAUUCAUUCACCUGUCGAAACCAGAUGUUAAUGUAAUACCAGGUGCCUGUUUCACAUUGUGGGUUAAAUUACUGUUAUUGUUAACAUAAUUUAAAUACAAUGACUAUUUAGCUCGAAGUUAUUGUGCAAGGAAUGAAUUUACUGGAUUAAAAAAUGCUAAACAUUCCACUUUGUAUCCCACGUAUUGAUUGGGGUGAAGGAAUUAUUUUUAUUGUUACUAUCAGUACUAGUAGCGUAAUAUAACAUUCUUCAUCUAGUCUCUACUUAUCCAUAUUCCAAAUUCUUGGGAAUAACCAUGUAAAAUGGUGUGACUAUUUUCGUACUGUAAGCCAUAUACUCACUGUAAAAUCUGAAGCUAUUGGUUGGUACAAGAUACACACCGACUAGUCAAAACUCAAGGGAAACGUGCUACUUAAAUUGUGCAUCAAAAACACCGAUUACAGGAAUCUUUAUUCUUGGUGCAUAUACGCAAAAACUGCUCAGCUUAACAACAAUUAUUCGUUGCAAAUAAAUGAAUUAAAAUUAGCAAAUUAAAAGGAUAAUCUGAAUAAAAUAAGCUAGACAUGUGUUCUACCAUGACAUUCUUUACGAACUGUUUCCAGUUCCUUCAGAAUAGUUUAUGCUAGAAAUCAGUGUUUAAAAGCAUUUUAGUCCCGUGUGAGAAGAUAACUCGAAACAUUAAUGAACGAAAAUAUGAAUCCUCGUUUGUUUUUAAAUCAGUUAAGUAGACUUUUCUACUUUGAGCACUAAAACUAGCGUAAAACAUAGGAAUUUUGAUUGUGUAUCACUUGAUGUUUGUAAGUUUACUAAAUGAGAAACACAGAAGUUGUAUGUGCAGGCUGCGGGAUAACUUUACAGAUGUCCGAAGUUGAGUAUUUCUCCUUUGACAUGUUCAUGAAAUGUAUAAGCUGACAGUUUUUGACUGACUUUGUAAAAUUAUUGGUGAGAAUUAGUGAAUACAUACACACCUCAUUAUGCAAUACAAUGAAACACUGAACAAUCGUAUGGUUGGAGUACUCACCUUACAACUGAAUUCGUCCACAUACUGGCUAAAUCGUAUUUCAAUAAUAUCUCGUUCCAUACUUACUGAUAUCCUUUAUUGCACUACCAGAAAAAGGUUAUGCAGAGUGUACUGUUAAAUUUACAUUACAUUUACCCUUGUGAAUAAAACAGGAGCAAUAAAAAACCGGAAAGGAUUUAUUUAUUUAGAAAAAAAAGUUUUAUCAAUUUUAUUACAAUGAAAUGUUUACUUUAAAAACAACUACUGUUUUUAGUUGGUUUGGCAGAACACAACUCAUGUUGGAUGUGGUGUAAGAGACUGCAAAGGUACAUCUUUCCCAUAUGGACUAUCCGUUGUUUGCAAUUAUGGUCCUGGGUAAGCAAAUAUGAUUAAUUGCGAUAGUUAAUAAAUCGACUCAUAAAUUAUUGAUAACAUUUAAUGAAUAAAUACAAUAAUCCACUUCACAUCUGAGAGAUACACAUCAAAGUUUUGUAAAAAUUACUAUUCUUAAUAACUUGCAGGCAAUAAGUAAUGAAAAUGCUUUCUUCUCUAACUAUUUUUUAGUGGUAAUUAUGACGAUGAAAAGCCUUACCAAACAAAGUCUAGUAGUGAAUGUCACAGAACACCAAUUCCAUCUCACACAACCGCCAAGCCAUCAGUGAUCAAAACAGCUCGUACACCAUCAGUUAUAAAGAAACUACCAAAACCAAACUGGACUACACUUUUACGUACCUGGAAUGAAUAUAUCCAAUCGAAGAAACUCACUGGAACUGUGAAACAAACAUGUAUUUGUAUUGAGUGAAAUCUAUCAAAUGAGUUUUAUGGUUCUUGUGUUCUCCCUUUUCCAUUACUCGUGUUCACCACUUGAAAUGAUCAAAUUUUUAGUCAAAAUAUAACAUUUGAAGUUGAA